GUUUUGUGCGGUUGCCGCAGGUUCACACGCAACGCAACUCCCUUUGCUUAUAUAAACAAACACACAGACAUCAUCUAUCGCAACUGCAAACUCAGAAAAUCUUGCUGCCGCCUCUCAUCUCUUGUUUUUCCUUAAACAUUCCGAAAAUUACAUUCUGAUCUCCUCCCACAAUAUAAUAACCAAAUCUUCUGUUUCUUCUUCAUUUUUCAAAUUCCAAUAAUAACCAAACAGCCAUGGCCGCCGCCCAAGAUUCUACUUCUUCCUCCAACACCACUGGGACUGGAAAUUCUUCUGAGCUGUCCCCACUGCAAAAGCAUGUUUUGUUCUUCGAUAUCAACAAGGAUGGCAUCAUUUAUCCAUGGGAAACUUAUCAAGGUUUUCGAAAAAUUGGAUGUGGGGUGCUUCUCUCCGUUUUUGCAUCCAUAUUUAUAAAUUUAGGUCUCAGCCGAAAAACUAGACCGGGAAAGUGGCCAUCCCUUCUCCUCCCUAUUGAAGUGAAAAACAUCAAACUCGCCAAACAUACUAGCGAUUCUGGCGUCUAUGAUUCCGAAGGAAGGUUUGUUGAAUCAAAAUUUGAGGAGAUAUUCAAGAAACAUGCAAAAUCAAAUGCUAAUGGUUUAACAUCAGAGGAAUUGGAUGAAGUGCUCAAGGCAAAUAGGGAGCCAAAGGACUAUAAAGGAUGGGUUGCUGCAUUGUCAGAGUGGAAGAUACUAUACCUCCUAGGCAAAGACAAGAAUGGGAUUUUGCCCAAAGAAACUAUAAGAGGAGUUUAUGAUGGAAGCCUGUUCGAAAUAAUGGCCAAGGAGCAUGCAUCUAAGAAGCAAGUCUAAUUGAUUUUUUUUAAAUGAAAUUAUUUUGUUUUAGUACUUGAUCUUCUGUUUUUACUAGAGCAUGAAUUUAAUGAAAUGAACUUGAAGAAUUGUUGUUUGAAUACUGGUUCAUAAUUUUUUUCAUAUUUGAUUGAUUUCUUUUCAA
Ipomoea triloba (trilobed morning glory) is the source of this 975-nucleotide messenger RNA. RefSeq names its product probable peroxygenase 5. The transcript has 6 exons. Gene Ontology annotation, molecular function: monooxygenase activity; calcium ion binding. Lineage: Eukaryota; Viridiplantae; Streptophyta; Magnoliopsida; Solanales; Convolvulaceae. Bases 234 to 830 code for a protein of 198 amino acids. The record is from RefSeq and is a predicted model, not a curated record.